Messenger RNA from Marchantia polymorpha subsp. ruderalis, 3017 nucleotides. NCBI's taxonomy places the organism in Eukaryota, Viridiplantae, Streptophyta, Marchantiopsida, Marchantiales, Marchantiaceae. The record is from the annotation of a GenBank genome assembly.
GGUUGGAUUCCAAAUGCCCCCCAAAACGUGGACUCUUCGGUGUCGAGGGUAAAUUGAGUCAAAGAGGACAUGUGCAAAUCUUGUAGAAGCCGAAGCGAAUUCUGCCUAUUGCUUUCUCGGUCACUUUUCUUCUACUAUCGAAAGAACCGAUUCUCUCCAAGAACUAGUGAGGAUGUCGUAUCGAGAACCUCCGCCGCGAUCUUGGAGGCACGAGAAUCUUCACAGCAGACGCCUUGCGAGGAAAACAGGAAAACAGGAAAACAGGAAAACAGGAAAAAUGGAAUUCUCGAAAAGAUGGCCGGCUUCGCAACGUUCCGGCGAGUACGUUAGCAGCGCAGAGCCGCACGCGCACGGGGGGUGUUCAAAUUCGCUCUAGCUGGCGUCUAGGCGUAGAUACAAACGAUCUGGUCGUUAUUCGAUCGAACAGGGAGGCGGAGAGGCAGCGAGACCGUAGCAAAGGUACCGGUGACUCCUCUGAGCGUCGCAGGGUGGAAAGAUUUGGACGAUGAGCGGCCAGCCGGGCUUCCCACACAUCACUCAUGUCUGCACCUUUCCAGUUCUAUGUCACCCACCCACCUGCACUGUCAUUCCUCGGCGGAGGAAAAAGGGACCCCGACAUAAUUCGCUGCAAGAGGAGCUGAGCAGGAGGACGACGAGAAGUCAAGGCUGAGUGAGUGUGGGUGUCGCCACUCGAUGUAAAGAAAAUUUUUUCUCGCUAUCAUUGGAGAAAGAAAAUAAUUUCUUGCCACGAGCUUCCAGUGUUGUGUUGUCCAUUGGGGACACAGUGGUCUCCGCCAGGGGUCAGCGAGCAAUUGUGAUUUUUCUCUGAGCUUUGACUGUGAAUGAAUCCGGGAAAGAUAUGUUUUCGUCCGGUACCUCCGUAUGGACCGGUCUUGCAGUUUCUUGAUUUAGAAAGAUUGAGGGAAGCCUGUCAGUAGGUCCGACUAGGAGCGAAUAUCAAUUCUUGAGAAACCCAUCCGUCUGGGCGCAGCUGAAGCGAUGGCGGCCAGCAGCGUCAGGUGCCAGGGUGUUGUUCAGGUCCCCGGCCAUUCGCUCUUCAGUGUUCCUUACCAGAGAUGCAACCUGCGCUUGCGCACCAAAAUUAGCUAUCAAGGGUGUUCGCUCGAAGAUUCGAGAGCGACGGGGAUAAGAAUCGGGCGAGGAAUUCAAGCGCCAUCAGUUUCGACGGAAAGUGUUUCUGUUCUGGACGCCCUCACCGUCGUUAAUGAAAAUGAAUACAUUGGGUACGGCUGUCUUCUUGAUGACAACACCUUCAGAGAACGCUUUGUUAUACGAUUUUCUGAGGUUUCAACUCGAGGAAGAAUUUCGUUGGAAACUCUGGCUUCGUUACUCCAGGAGGCAGCGACAAAUCAUGUCCUGAAGAUGGAGUAUGGGUUCUCUCCGGGAAAGAACAUGAAUGGAAACAUAACCGUGACAACAAGAAUGCACAUUGAGGUGGACAAAUAUCCAGAGUGGCGUGAUCUAGUGGAGAUCGAUACUUGGUUCCAGCCGGAAGGAAAGAAUUCUGUUCGUCGGGAUUGGAUAGUGAAGAAUGUUAGAACAGGCGAGAGCAUCGCGUUUGCAACGAGCACCUGGGUGCUCAUGAACAGCCAAACAAGGAGAUUGUGCAAGAUGACAGAGGACCUCUGGCAGGAGCUUGAGCCGCACAUGAGGAGCCCCGCUAAGUGGGCUAUGUCAGAAGAGAGAAGGCAAGAGAGCUCUACGAAGAUCCCCAAACUUGGAGAAGAAGCAGCUCUCAGAAUCGAGGGUGUCGUGGCUUCUGAACGAGACUGUGACAUGAAUCAGCACGUGAACAACGUUCGGUAUCUGAGCUGGAUGAUCGAGACAGUCCCAGAAGAGGUUAAACGUUCACACGAGGUCAGUAAGAUCACAAUAGAGUACCGCCAAGAAGCCAAUCAGGAAGAAUGUGUAGAUAUAGUAGCAGAUAUCGAGAAAACAGAAAAUAUCGACACGAAACAUUUUACUCAUCUCACGAAGAAAAGCAGUGAUGGUAAAGAAAUCAACAGAGGUAGAACCGUGUGGAGGCCAUCGCAGUGAUUGUGCAUUGCGGGCCAGAGCUCGUCCGGUCACGUGAGACGCCAGGUGAUGGAGAUAUUUGUAGUGCAGAGGAAGCCGUAGGCAGCGAGAUAUACUGAGCUGCGAUCUCCGGAAAUCAGUGGGGGUGUGCUGAUCCGAAAGGUAAUCAUGUUUUAAUCAUGCCAGGAAUAUGCAUUAUUUAAUGCACAAAAGAUUAACACAUUAUUUGCCUGAUCCUGUACGUGCAAGAUAUGGAAGCAUGUUGGACAACUUUCACGAUGAACGAAUUUGGAUGAACGUGUCACUGCUCCUGCUCGGUGACUAGUAACCAGUUUCAGCAGUCUGCACCUCCUCCUCGUCCUCCUCCCCAUCAUGACAAUGUUCAAAUUCUGCCAUGGGGGUCAUGAAUACUCUCAUGCAUGGGCUCUUUAGCAGUUGUCCAAGCACAAGAAAGAACCAGUCUUUGAAUGCACAGGAAAAAUUGGCUACUGUAGAGGGGUUGUUUGUGCCAGGGCUGUGACGUUAUAAUAUUGAAGAAACGUCAUAGUGGAGUGCAGGAGUUCCAUAUUCCCUGGGGAACCAAGGGCCGAGGUGACGAUGAUGAGACUAGAUGAUGUCCCACAUGGAUGUAGUACAGCCUGGUUUGUAUUGACCACUUCCAGACAAGAUUCUCCGUGAAUUCCGGGGUAUGUGUCUGUUAUACGGUACGGCUCUUGUUCUUUCUGAACCACCUCUCGAUCAUACGGAAUGUUGACAUUUCGCUUCUACCGCCAGGACGACCAAGUCCAUUACCAGUCAGAACCUUUCCUCUCUCGGGUCCGAUUUCCGCUGGAAGACAGCGGACACGUUUGAUGCCCUGCGUCUCAGAUUCAAGCCUAUUUCGGAAAUAGGCGGUAGUUUACAUGCUCGUGCUUCAAAAGCGACGGGGCCGAUUACGACCAAUGGGCAUGCCAUACACGACAGACAGGACAGGAGCGCAG